Molecule: messenger RNA, 4205 nt
Organism: Pieris napi
Lineage: Eukaryota; Metazoa; Arthropoda; Insecta; Lepidoptera; Pieridae
Gene: kcc
Product: solute carrier family 12 member 4
Exons: 22
Coding region: 278-3634 (1118 amino acids)
Biological process (GO): cell volume homeostasis; potassium ion homeostasis; chloride ion homeostasis
Cellular component (GO): membrane
Molecular function (GO): potassium:chloride symporter activity
Source: RefSeq, a predicted model, not a curated record
GCGACACACAGAUGUGGUCUAACAUUCGUGCGUCGCACGCGUCCUUUCUGCUAACCGACGCCCAGUUCUCGCGUAUUUAUAACUGAAAAUAAAUAAAUAAUAAUUACAAUUGUGAACGGAACACCCCAGUGAUGUUUAUCAAAACAUUCUAAUACAUGCCAUCGCAACGGUUCGUUCGUCGACAAUGAUUGUUUAAAUAAUUUUUAAGGUUAAGUUUGUUGAACUUUUUACGGCGUAUGGUGACGAUAAAUAUCAGUGAAAAGUGCAUUCAGUGAAAAUGUCUGAACGCUUCAAAGUGACCAAACAUGAUGAGCCUUCGGGAAAGAACUAUAAGAACUAUGGUGCUACAUCAGCCGAGAGUGACAUGGAACUGAAGGGAAAACUGCUUCCCGAUUCAGGAGAUACCGAUGACCUGGCAAAAGAAAAAGAUAAAUGUUGCGACACAAAUCUGUACCUUUACCAGGAUGAGAUCGAGGACAGACCACGCGCAGCUACCUUUCUCAGUUCUCUUGCGGACUACUCCAACACUAUACCCACGGCAUCCGCAGCUGAUGCCGAUGCACCAAAACCAGCUCCCCCAGCGCGGAUGGGCACUCUCAUCGGUGUCUACCUACCUUGUAUUCAGAAUAUCUUCGGCGUUAUCCUAUUCAUCCGUCUUACCUGGGUUGUUGGCACAGCUGGAGCUGCUCAAGGCUUUCUAAUUGUUCUCAUUUGCUGCUGCGCGACUAUGUUAACGGCUAUAUCGAUGUCUGCAAUUGCAACGAACGGUGUUGUACCUGCGGGUGGUUCCUACUUUAUGAUCGGACGAUCUUUGGGCCCGGAAUGUGGAGGUGCAGUUGGUAUGCUGUUCUAUAUUGGGACAACACUUGCUGCAUCCAUGUAUAUCGUUGGUGCUGUUGAAAUUGUAUUGACAUACAUGGCACCGUGGCUGUCGAUAUUUGGAGAUUUUACUAAAGACCCUCAAGCAAUGUUUAAUAACUUUCGAGUGUAUGGAACGGGACUACUUUUGAUUAUGGGAUUGAUUGUCUUUGUGGGAGUAAAGUUUGUGAAUAAAUUUGCUACGAUAGCCCUCGCUUGCGUAAUCCUGUCAAUAUCAGCCGUUUACGCCGGAAUUUUUGUUAACUUUAACGGGAACGACAAGCUGCAAAUGUGCGUACUAGGUAAACGAUUAUUGAAGGACAUACAUAUCAGCAACUGUACUAAAAGUCCUGGCGGUGAAUUAGAGCAAAUAUUCUGUCCUAAUAAUACUUGCGAUCCUUACUACCAAAUCCAUGAAGUCAGUAUUGUUCAGGGCAUUAAGGGUCUGGCAAGCGGAGUCUUUUUCGAUAAUUUAUAUGAUUCGUUUCUCUCACUUGGACAAUACAUAGCUUACGGAAAAGAUCCCGAAGACAUUGAACAAAUGGAGCGUCCAACAUUUAAUCAAGUAUUUGCAGAUAUUACGACUACUUUCCCUAUACUAAUCGGAAUAUUCUUUCCUUCUGUCACUGGAAUAAUGGCUGGUUCAAAUCGUUCCGGAGAUUUAGCAGAUGCUCAAAAAAGUAUACCAAUAGGAACAAUAUGCGCUAUUUUGACAACAUCACUGGUAUAUUUAUCGUCCGUCUUGUUAUUUGCUGGAACCGUGGACAAUUUAUUACUUCGUGACAAAUUUGGCCAGUCUAUUGGUGGUAAACUGGUUGUAGCUAACAUGGCCUGGCCCAAUCAGUGGGUGAUACUAAUUGGAUCCUUCCUCUCAACGCUUGGAGCUGGUCUACAAUCUCUCACUGGAGCUCCCCGGUUACUCCAAGCCAUUGCCAAAGAUGAAAUUAUACCAUUCCUAGCACCUUUUGCUGUAUCAUCGAGUCGAGGCGAACCCACACGAGCUCUUCUUCUAACGAUGCUUCUAUGUGAAUUUGGUAUACUGCUUGGAGACGUGGAUAUUUUGGCACCUUUACUAUCUAUGUUUUUCUUGAUGUGCUACGGAUUCGUAAAUCUGGCAUGUGCUCUCCAGACAUUAAUGAAAACUGCAAACUGGCGACCCAGAUUCAAAUACUAUCAUUGGUCACUAUCAAUUGCUGGUUUGAUUUUAUGCAUUUCAAUUAUGUUUAUGACUUCAUGGUUCUACGCACUCAUUGCUAUGGGAUUAGCGGGAGUAGUAUACAAAUAUAUUGAAUAUCGAGGUGCUGAGAAAGAAUGGGGCGAUGGUCUUCGGGGACUCGCACUAUCCGCUGCUCGGUAUUCUUUACUACGUCUUGAGGAAGGGCCUCCACACACGAAAAAUUGGCGUCCACAAGUACUGGUUCUUGCUAAACUGAAUGAGGAUCUUAACCCGAAAUACCGAAAGAUGCUUGCAUUCGCGAGUCAAUUGAAAGCUGGCAAAGGUUUAACAGUAUGCGUAUCGGUCCUUGGUGGUGACUUCAACCGACGAGCUGGAGAGGCUUCGACGGCUAAGCAGAAUCUGCGUAAAUGCAUGGAAGAAGAGAAAGUUAAAGGUUUCACCGAUGUGCUCGUAGCUAAUAGCAUUGCUGACGGACUAAGUCAUUUCGUCCAAACUACUGGUUUAGGAGGCUUGAAGCCCAAUACAGUAAUUGUUGGUUGGCCGUACGGCUGGCGACAGUCUGAAGAUGAUCGCACUUGGCAUGUCUUCCUGCACACUGUCCGAGCCGUCACAUCUGCAAGAAUGGCCAUGCUUGUACCUAAAGGCAUCAACUUCUUUCCUGAUUCAACUGAAAAGAUAUCUGGGAACAUCGAUAUCUGGUGGAUAGUUCACGACGGCGGCAUGUUGAUGUUGUUGCCUUUCUUACUCAAACAACACCGUACGUGGAAAAACUGUAAAAUGCGUAUUUUCACUGUAGCGCAAAUGGAGGAUAACUCGAUUCAAAUGAAAAAAGACCUUAAAAUGUUCCUGUAUCAACUACGAUUAGAAGCUGAAGUCGAAGUUGUGGAAAUGACUGACAGCGACAUUUCCGCCUACACAUACGAACGAACAUUAAUGAUGGAACAACGAAACCAGAUGCUGCGCGAACUAAGACUAAACAAGAAGGAGACUAUGGGAAUGAUGCAAAAUUUGGUGGACUAUCGUGAACAAACCGCUGAGGAAAAGUUACCUCUGGUACAAGCCAUAGUUGACCAUCACCACGCAGAUAUUAAGACGGCAAGCAAAGUACGAUUUGCAGAUCCAGGCAGCGAACCGAAUCUGAACGAUGCACCAUCCCCUCCUUUAGCUGACAGUGACGAAAAGGAACACGAUGACAAGGACGACUUUCGAAGUAGUUUGUUGCACAUAAUUGAUUCAAUGUGGGACUCGUCUGCUGAAAACUCACAGUGUGAGGGAGCUCCAUCGCCACCUCCGGACGCUGAAAAGAAAGAUGGCAACGCUAAUGGUGACGCGCUCAACCCUAAACCUAAUUUGACCAGUAUUACACCUGAUGAGGGUACAGUUCGACGCAUGCACACAGCGGUAAAAUUAAACGAAGUUAUCGUGUCUCGAUCCCAUGACGCACAAUUAGUCAUACUUAACCUGCCUGGUCCUCCUCGUGACACCAAACUUGAAAGGGAAUCAAACUAUAUGGAGUUCCUAGAAGUGUUAACUGAGGGAUUAGAAAAGGUUUUAAUGGUACGUGGCGGCGGUCGGGAGGUGAUCACCAUAUACUCGUGAAUAUGUUGCCUUCUGAUAUGUAUUUCGAAAAGGCAAUAUGACACAUUUCGUGCGUUUUUAGAUACUUCACGAAAUGACUUCAAAAUAACGUAUUAUAUUCCUUAAUGAUUGAAUUAUUUAACUUUACAAAAAAUUGUAAAAUCAGCAUUUUGCAGAAUUUAUUUGAUUCUCAUUUCAUUUAAAAUAUACCGCAAUUGAACGUGUAAGUUUUGUUACAUGGAUUUGUUAUUAAGUUUAUUGAGUGUUGUGUAUUUUCUGUCUGAGUGUAGGAAAUUUAAGUAAAUUAUAUUAAAUUGAAUUACUUAUUCUAACGAGGAGCCUUACUUAGAUCUAGUUCUAAGUUGGUUUUGUUAUAGUCUAGCGAGUAGCGAUACAUUUGUUACAGAUAUGCCAUAUCGUUUUUAAUUUUACGAUUGUUAUACUAUCCUUCGACUUUAUUUUUUCUAUCGAUUUUAAGAAUAGCUAUUUAUAGAUUUAGAAUUUACAAUCUUAUGAAUUCUGUAUUUAAUGUAAAUACUAAUUCUGUUCUUAAGACGUCUGCUCAACUUUAAAAUAACGUUUGGACUGAGAA